Molecule: messenger RNA, 1380 nt
Organism: Pestalotiopsis fici W106-1
Lineage: Eukaryota; Fungi; Ascomycota; Sordariomycetes; Amphisphaeriales; Sporocadaceae
Exons: 4
Coding region: 1-1380 (459 amino acids)
Biological process (GO): carbohydrate catabolic process; fungal-type cell wall biogenesis
Molecular function (GO): mannan endo-1,6-alpha-mannosidase activity
Source: RefSeq, a predicted model, not a curated record
AUGUAUUGGCGCUACUUGAGUAUAUGCGUGGCUAGUGUGCUGCCUCUAGUCUCGGCUGUUGACAUUGAUUGGAACGACGAUUCAUCAAUCAAGGACGGCGCAGCACAGAUUGCGUAUGGUUUAUUACAAUAUUAUACCGGCAACAACACGGGAGACGUUCCCGGUAACUUGCCCGAUCCGUACUACUGGUGGGAAGCCGGCGCAUAUUUUGGAACUCUGGUUGACUAUUGGGCCUUUACGGGAGAUGAACAAUAUGUCGACUUGACCUUCCAAGCGUUACAACACCAAGUGGGCGACGAUGGCGAUUUCAUGCCCGAAAACCAGACCCUGACCGAGGGUAACGAUGACCAAGGCUUCUGGGCCUUGUCCGCCAUGACAGCAGCAGAAAUGGGUUUCCAGAACCCCGGUGCAGAUGGGGUGCAAUGGCUCGCAGCGGCGCAGGCCGUCUUCAACGAGUAUGUAUGGCGCUGGGACAACUCCACAUGCGGCGGUGGCCUCAGAUGGCAGAUCUAUACAUUCAACAACGGUUACAACUACAAGAACAGUGUUUCGAACGGUUGUUUCUUCAACAUUGCUGCGCGAUUGGCCCGCUACACGGGUAACACGACGUACGCCGACUGGGCCGAGACAGUCUAUGACUGGAUGGAGACGGUCGGUUUCAUCGACGACGAGUAUAACAUCUACGACGGUGCGUCCGACGAUGAGGGCUGUGUUAGCAUUGACCAGGCACAAUGGACAUACAAUGCUGGCAUUUUCAUGGAGGGAUCCGCUGCCAUGUGGAAUUAUACAAACGGCACGUCGGACAAGUGGGAACAGCGCACGACGGGUAUUGUCAACCGCACAGCAACAUACUUCUUCAACGAAAGCGUCAUGUACGAGCCGCCCUGCGAACCGCAAAGUAACUGCGCCACGGACAGUUUCUCCUUCAAGGCGUACUUGGUACGCUGGAUGGCAAAGACCACCCAGCUCAUGUCCUCAACCUACGACACCAUCUACCCGCUGCUAGAGGCCUCGGCGCAGGGUGCUGCGAAACAAUGCGACGGCACGGGGGAGGGCACAGCAGGCCGGACGCUCUCCGGAUACGCAUGUGGACAGCACUGGACAUGGGGAGCCCAGAACGACGGAACGAGUGGUGUCGGACAGCAAAUGUCGGCCCUGUCAGCCGUGUUCUACACCCUACUCGAUGGUGCGCCGACACCGUACACAUCCGUGACGGGUGGUACAUCGACUGGCGACAGCAGUGGAGGAACCGCGAAAUCGGAAAGUGACGUGAGAGGAACCAAGCCAAUAACCACUGGUGACAAGGUCGGUGCCGGCAUAUUGACGGCGCUGGUCCUGGGCGGACUAGUUGGUGGUGUCUGUUUCUUGAUAUUGACGUAG